AUGGGGAAUUUGACAUCGCAACCCAUUUAUCUCGCUCUUCAAGAGCUGUUGCACUCUAAAGGGCUGAAGCUAGAAAAGGGGCAGGAGGUGUUAGAACAGCUGAAGGAGGAGUGCUCAAUGAUAUCAGAAAAGGACAGUUCUGAAGAGAGUAGUUCAGAAUCGGAAGAGGAACUAGAAUUGCUAGUGAAGAAAAUGGAGAGGUCAUCUUUGUGGACGCGCUCUGAGUCCUGUGAGGUGGAGCCUACUGCUCCAGGACUGCCCCCUCCUCCAUAUAACGUAACUUCCUCUCCCAGCAGCUCCGGGGGGGGGGGGCAGUCCUUUUGCCCCGAGGUAUGGAAAGAAGUGAGACAUGAGUUGUGUUAUCCUGUCUUUCAGAAUAACGAGGAGCAGCGCUAUCAUGAGCCCCUUGAUUUCAAAACAAUUAAAGCGCUUGCUGAGUCUGUCCGCACUUAUGGGGUAACCUCAGCUUUUACAACAGCACAGGUUGAAGCUCUUAAUCACCAUUGCAUGACUCCAAGCAACUGGAUGAGCUUGGUGCGAACUUCUUUAUCCCCUGGACAAUAUUUAGAUUGGAAAGCCUUUUUAAUAGAAUAUGCCAAUGAGCAGGCUGCUGUCAAUCGUGCAGUAGAAAACGCAGCCUGGGAUGUGGACAUGCUCCUGAGGCCAGGCCGAUUCGCUCAGCAACAGAUAGGAUAUCUGUUACAGGUCUUCCAGCAAAUUAAUAAUAUAACAACUCGAGCCUGGAAAUCAUUGCCCAAUAAAGGAGAAGUGAGUGGCAAUCUUACUAAGAUCAUUCAAGGCCCCAUGGAACCAUUUUCCGACUUUGUUGCCAGAAUGGUUGAGGCAGCUGGAAGGAUAUUUGGAGAUCCCGACCUGGCCAUGCCCUUGAUAAAACACCUUGUCUUUGAACAAUGCACAAAAGAAUGUAAGGCGGCAAUCACUCCCUAUAAAAACAAAGGAUUAGAGGCCUGGAUGAAGGUAUGCAGGAAGCUAGGUGGACCCUUGACCAAUGCGGGUCUCACGGCCGAGGACACGAAACUUAAGCAAGCCCGGAAGGGAAGUAAAGGAACUUGCUUCUGCUGUGGAAAGAUGGGGCACCUUAAAAGGCAAUGCCCUGAAAGCAGAAGCCGGCAUGAGCCAGGAACUGGGAACCACCCAAAGCAACCUGGUCUCUGCCCAGAAUGUAAAAAGGGGAACCAUUGGGCCAAUGAGUGUAGAUCAGUAAAAGAUAUCCAUGGUCAGCCUCUGACACAGCAAUAUGGAGGAGCCCAUCUAAAAAAUGGGCAGAGGGUCCCCUGA
Cricetulus griseus (Chinese hamster) is the source of this 1299-nucleotide messenger RNA. The record is from RefSeq and is a predicted model, not a curated record. Lineage: Eukaryota; Metazoa; Chordata; Mammalia; Rodentia; Cricetidae.